Molecule: messenger RNA, 2811 nt
Organism: Chanos chanos (milkfish)
Lineage: Eukaryota; Metazoa; Chordata; Actinopteri; Gonorynchiformes; Chanidae
Gene: sgip1a
Product: SH3GL interacting endocytic adaptor 1a
Exons: 26
Biological process (GO): synaptic vesicle endocytosis; clathrin-dependent endocytosis; clathrin coat assembly
Cellular component (GO): cytoplasm; clathrin-coated vesicle; clathrin-coated pit
Source: RefSeq, a predicted model, not a curated record
ACAGGAUUGAAAAAACGUACAAGGAAGGCGUUUGGGAUACGGAAAAAAGAGAAAGACACUGACUCUACCGGGUCACCAGACAGAGAUGGUGGCGAACCUCAAGAAAUUGAAUCGUCACAGAAGAAGACCAAUGGGGCUCCCAAUGGCUUCUAUGGAGAGAUUGACUGGGAUCGCUAUAAUUCUCCUGAGGUCGAUGAUGAAGGUUAUAGUAUAAGGCCAGAGGAUGAAGAUGGAGAUAUCCUUUUAAGUACAAAAUCCAAGUUCUUUUCCUCCAGUGAAUCUGAAGAGGAAGAAGACCACCGGAAAAAGUUUAAAAUCAAGAUCAAGCCCCUUCCGACAGACAGCGCUAACUUUGUUGCCCCUUCGGUAGAUGAAUUAAAAGCCUCCAUAGGCAACAUAGCUCUCUCUCCCUCGCCUCUGAGGAAAAGUCCGAGACGUAGUCCGGGUACGAUGAAAAGAAAUCCAGCUGAAGAAAUCUCUAGGCCCCGUCGCUCCGUUCCUGCAGUGACUGCUGUAGCUCCCAACACUCCCACUCCUGCACCUGCACCUCCCAGCAGUAAGAGAUCUCCCGUGCCAGAGGAUGCAACGGCCUUAUUCGGACCCCCACUGGAGACCACCUUUGAUGAACAAAAAACAGAAGUGAUGGUAGCUGAGCCUGAGGUCUGGGGUGCACCUCUCUCUGAGUCAAACCCUUCUCUGGCAAGACCUUUUCCCACAGGAACACCGCCUCCGCUUCCACCCAAGAAUGUGCCGACUUCCCCUCCUCCAUGUGACUCUCCCACUGCGGAGCCUGCUGAUGCACUGAAAGAAGAGGACAGCUCAGCUCAGCCUGAAGAGAAGCCUUCCCUUGCUGACCUAGACAACAUCUUCGGUCCUGCUGACUCCCUCCAACCUAAGGAUGAAGCUGCGGACAAGUGGGUGGACUUUGGUGAUGAUUCACCCGAAAGGCCCCCUCUUCCUGAAAAGCCUGCACCCCCACUGCCUACAUCCCCGCCGCCUCCAGGAGAGCCGGCCCCUCCGUUACCGAAAACGUCACCUUCAGCAGAGGAAAUCGCAUCGACACUACCGAAAUCUCCGCCCCCACCUGAAGAGCCUGCUCCUGUCCCUUCCACAACCCAACCACCAAGAGACGCCACUCCCUCUCCUCCCACAGUUCCACCCCUACCCAAAGACAGUACCCCUUCUCCUCCAAAAGCCGUACCCCCUAAAGAAGACACUAUGCCUUUCCCUCCUUCACUAGUAGAUGCAGCCCCAUUCGCUGACAAUACACCUCCAUGCAUUCCCCCUGGCCCCUCCACAGAGGAAGCCUUAGCCCAAAGUCCGCCCUCUUCGUUGGAGACAAAUGCACGCACAAUCCCUCCGCCUCUUGUACUCAAUCAGGAGGACAAAAAAAGCCCAGACAAGGCCCAGUCGAAGGAAGACCCAAGUGACAGCGGUUCUUCGCCCAAAGAGAUAGGCCAGGGCCUCCGUUCAACGCCGCCUCCUCCACCACCCCCCACAUACAGGGCAGUAGUCUCAUCCCCAGGCCCAUGCUCUGGAGCAGGUGGCAGUGGCAGUGGCUCCUCCUCUCCUGCACGUCCUGCGACGCCUUUGACCGCCAGUAGCCCCACCCCUCCCCUUCCUCCACCUCGCCCACCAUCACGACCCAAACUGCCUGGGAAAAUGGGUGCAGUGGAUACGAAUCGGCCUUUCAGCCCUCCCGUCCACUCCUCCAGCCCCCCGCCCAUUGCGCCGUUGGCUCGAGCGGAGAGCACCUCCUCCAUCUCUUCCACCAACUCUCUGAGUGCUGCCACCACGCCCACCGUUGGUAAAGAUCUCUCCGUGUCUGUGUCAGAAGAUGAUGCUUUUGUAGACAAACUGCCCAGCUUUGAGAGGCGAGCUGAUAUGCCUACAGAAAAUGACCAGCCAUCCCUCGUGUGGUUUGACCGAGGAAAAUUUUAUUUAACAUUCGAAGGAUGCUCCCGUGGCCCCAGUCCCCUCACUAUGGGAGCUCAGGACACAUUGCCUGUGGCUGCCGCCUUUACUGAAACAGUCAAUGCCUAUUUCAAAGGAACUGACCCAAAUAAGUGUGUGGUGAAGAUCACAGGGGAGAUGGUGCUGUCGUUUCCGGCCGGAAUAACGCGGCAUUUUGCCAAUAACCCCUCACCAGCCGUGCUAACUUUCAGCGUAACCAACUACAGUCGCCUGGAGCACGUCCUCCCUAACCCACAACUACUGUGUUGUAACACCACACAACCCAACCCCAGUUCUAAGGAGUUUUGGGUGAAUAUGCCAAAUCUGAUGACCCACUUAAAGAAGGUCGCUGAGCAGAAGCCUCAAGCCACUUAUUACAAUGUAGACAUGCUGAAAUAUCAGGUGUCUGCACACGGCGUUCAGUCAAGUCCCCUCAACCUGGCAGUGAGCUGGAAAUGUGAGCCCACCAGUACAGACCUGCGGAUAGACUACAAAUACAACGGAGCUGCCAUGACAACACCUGUGGCUCUCAACAAUGUCCAGUUCCUUGUACCUGUGGAUGGAGGUGUCAGCAAACUGCAAGCUGUUCUUCCUCCAGCAGCAUGGAAUGCAGAGCAACAGAGGAUCCUGUGGAAGAUUCCAGAUAUUUCACAAAAGUCUGAAAAUGAAGGUGUAGGGUUUUUGUUGGCACGUUUCCACUUGACAGAGGGUCCCAGUAAGCCCUCACCACUGGCAGUGCAGUUCACCAGUGAGGGCAGCACUCUCUCAGGCUGUGACAUUGAGCUGGCCGGACCAGGGUACCGCUUCUCCCUCAUUAAGAAGAGAUUUGCCGCAGGAAAAUACUUGGCUGAAAAUUAA